ACUUUCUCACUUCCGAUAUCAGUUCGCACUGGAAUAGACAAACGUGAAUAUUAGCUGCACUACAGCAUCAAUCCACGAGUGUCGGUAAGAUGAAGUCACUGGUUCUAGCCGCCGUAUUGAUCUCACUUGGUGCCCUGGUUGUAACCCAGAGUCACAACUACAUCUGGGGAUACCGAGGCCCGUACGAUGUCCUGCUGAAUCGCACGAUCGCCAUCAAAUCCUCGUCGAUGCUGCAAGUGAAGACCAUGGAUCUAGUGUAUCCGUUGAAGGGUCAGUUGGGUCGCAACAUCUCGGCCAUUAACAUCACCGACCAGUACAUCAACGGCAAGGGAGGCUACGCAAGUUUGCUAUCUGGUGGCAUCGGUUUUAACCAAACAAAGAUUCAUCUGAAAUCUCAGCGGGGCAAUGGAUUCAACUUUAUUGUGGAGAUUUAUGGUCGCUAAUUUCGGCCAUAAAGACAAGAAGUGGAAAGGAACACGAAUCAGUCAUGGCAAACCGACUACCGGCUUGAGUGUUUUAUUUCUCCGAGAUGUCAGCAGUUUGGGUGUAAUUAAAUUGGCUGAAAAUAAAUGUAGAUCGAAUGUACGCUUAUCAGUUAAAAGUAGCAUCGAAUUGGUCAUCACGUAAAGCGCAUUUCGUUGCUUGAUUCUUAGAUCUUAUAACAAAAACAAACGAGAUAAAAGAUAACACUGUAAACAACGCA
Malaya genurostris is the source of this 703-nucleotide messenger RNA. Its product is annotated as probable salivary secreted peptide. The transcript has 2 exons. NCBI's taxonomy places the organism in Eukaryota, Metazoa, Arthropoda, Insecta, Diptera, Culicidae. The record is from RefSeq and is a predicted model, not a curated record. The coding region runs from base 90 to 443 and encodes 117 amino acids.